AUGCGCCACGCCUCACGCGCGUCACGCGCGGCAGACGUGGCGUACUUCUCGGGCAGCGAGGUGCGGUGCCGCGACGGGUCGCGGUCAGUGGCGGUGCAGCGGGUGAACGACGACUUCUGUGACUGCGCUGAUGGCACCGACGAGCCGGGUGGGUGCCACCCCACCUCACCACUGGGGCUCGUGAGGAGGGACCUGGUUACCAGGUUACCAGGUUACCAUGGCUCCGCGUGUGUUUCCAUUCUGGCCUCCUCCCUUCACUCCUCCCUACCCCGCCCGCUUCAACCCCGUCCACCCCUCUCCACGCUGCCCUCUCUCCACCGCACCCUUGGUCCCCCUGCAGGCACGUCAGCAUGCGCGCUGGCGCGCUUCUACUGCGCCAACCGCGGCCACAUGCCACUCACGCUCUUCUCCUCGCGAGUCAACGACGGCAUCUGCGACUGCUGUGACGGGUCGGACGAGUACGCCAGCGGGGCGGGCUGCAACAACACGUGUGUCCAGAUGGGCGCCGAGACGCGCAGCCAGCUGGCAGCUGACGUGGCGGCGGUGAGGGAGGGCGUGAAGCUGCGAGGCAAGGCGGUGGUGGGGCACGUGGCGCUGAGGGACAAGUGGGAGCGCGAGGUCACGCACCUGGAGGAGCGGCGCGCACACCUGGUGGAGCAGGAGAAGGCGCUCAAAGGUGAGAAGGCGCUCAAAGGUGAGAAGGCGCUCAAAGGCUUGACCCGCCCCCGGGUCGGUGAGAAGGCGCUCAAAGGUGAGAAGGCGCUCAAAGGUGAGAAGGCGCUCAAAGGUGAGAAGGCGCUCAAAGGUGAGAAGGCGCUCAAAGGUGAGAAGGCGCUCAAAGGUCACCCAUCACACGCAUGCGUGCCCCGACCACCUCACCGUGCCCCGACCACCUCACCGUGCCCCGACCACCUCACCGUGCUUGACCUCAUUCUACCUGCCUGCCCUCUUGUCCACUCCUGCCCCACCUCUUGUCCACUCCUGCCCCACCUCUUGUCCACUCCUGCCCCACCUCUUUCUCCUCCCCAUCCUGCACCCCAACCCAACCCCCUGUCCGUGUGUCCUUGUGUGCGUAUCUCUUCCUCGCCGUUGGCUACGCAACGUGCCUGCCUCACUGCAUCGCCUCCAUCUGCCGCCCGACCUGCCGCCCGCUUGCCCAUCCUGCUGCCGCCCACUCGCUGUCCUGCUGCCCGACUCGGCACCGCCACCAUGCCACUACCCCCCCCACCGUGCGGGCAUGGCAUGUCAGAGCACAUGCACUCGCUGCUCGCCUCGGCCUCUCUGCCGCCAUUGCUGCUCUUCCUCGCCCUGCUCGCCCUCCUCCUCUGCCACCGCCCCCUGCGUGCGCUGCUGCUCGCCCCCCCCUGCGCCUGCCUGCGCCUGUGCCACCGCACCAUGGCCUCGCUCUGCCCCUGCCUUGCCGCCCUCACGCCUACCCGCAGGCGCCACCCCCACCACCCCUCUGGGCGGCGGCGCCCUAAGCUGCUGCAGUGA
This is a messenger RNA of Closterium sp. NIES-65, 1494 nucleotides long. The record is from the annotation of a GenBank genome assembly. Lineage: Eukaryota; Viridiplantae; Streptophyta; Zygnematophyceae; Desmidiales; Closteriaceae.